This is a messenger RNA of Fonticula alba, 2346 nucleotides long. RefSeq lists its product as hypothetical. Lineage: Eukaryota; Rotosphaerida; Fonticulaceae. The transcript is spliced from 3 exons. The coding region runs from base 1 to 2319 and encodes 772 amino acids. The record is from RefSeq and is a predicted model, not a curated record.
AUGCUGGGUCAUGGCGGCUUCAUGCUGAUCUUCAGCAUCCUCCCCCCGGCGGCGGUGCGCAUUCUCCGCCUCGCCACCGGCAUGCAGCAGGGGUCCGACAGCUCGGACGAAGCCGGCGGCGGGGGCCUGGCCGAUUUUGACCCCGACGCCUCGGGGCCGGACCCGCAGCAGGCCCCGGGCGGCGGCGGCGGCGGCACGCUGUCCGGCUCGCGCGACUCGCUGGCCCGCGCGCGCGCCUCCAAGUCCGCCAAGAUCGACGCCUCGCUGGACCAGCUCCGCACCGGGGCCGGCCUCGGUGGCAUCCGGGGCAUCCUCUGCUCGUGCGUGCUGCUGGCCCUGUACAUGCUCGGUCCCGCGGCCCUGCCAUUGCACUUCGCGGUCCAGCCACAGGCGGAGCAGGUGCUCGGUCGGCUGCGCGGGCAAUUCGGCUCGCACGGGGCCAUCAUCGGCUAUUUCAAUGUCAAGUACCACCAGUGGAACCGGGCCCCGGUGCUGGCGCUGGCCGCCCUGGACCGGGUGCUGGACUCGGUGCAGCCGGCCCUCGGGCGGAUCACCUCGUCCUUCAGCCGCCGCGACCCCGGGGCCGAGACCCUGCUGGCGGCCAUGGCCAUCCGCGAUGUGUCCCUGUGGGAGCGCAUCUGGACCCUGGCCGCGUGCCACUUCUCCGGCGAGGUGGUGGCCCCGGCGUCGCGCGGCUCCGGCCCCGGCCAGCCGGCCCUGCUGGCGGCGUACGAAUGCUCGGUGCGGCUGUUCUACGAGAGCACCUGGAGCCGGUGUGUCUAUUCCUACCUGGCGGCGGUGUGCCUGGCGUGUUUGCCGGACCCGGCCGGGGCCAAUGCCGCCAUGGCGUACCGGCCGCCGACCAAGCUGCUGGACCGCCAUGGCCCGGUGUUCGACACGCCGGUCCAGUGGCUCGAGCGGUCGACCGCAUAUCGACAGAAGUUCGCCGGCCGGAGCCUGGCCUUCGAGAAGUUCGUCAUUCGCCGGGGCCGGUCAUUGUUGAAGGUCCUCCGCCGGCCGGCGGAGGCCGGUGGCGCGGGCUUCUUCCGUCUGGAUGCCGGGGCGGCCCGGCCGUCCGAUGCCCCGGCCGGGCUCAGCUACGCUGCCAUCUGCCUGGUGGAGGUGAUGGCCCUCUUCGGCUUUAUGCCGGGCUUCCUGCCGCUCGAGGCGGUGGCUCGCCUGCAGGAGCAGCUCGAGGGUCCGCAUGUCAUGCUGGCGGGCCUGCUGCAACAGCAGCCACAGCAGCAGCCACAGCAGCCGCCGCCGCCGCCGCCGCAGCAGCCGCAGGCGCCCUCGACCUGCUCCCCCGAUGAGGCCGGCACCUCGCGGGGCCACCUGCGUGAUGACUAUGCCCGGGUGUCGUACCUCCGGACACUGCUGCUGCUGGAGCAGCUCCGGGCCACACCGGCCACCGGCCACCCGGCCACGGUGGCCGAGUUGACGGUUCGCAUCACCGGCCUGCUGCAUUCCGUGCGGAAGGUCCUCUCCCGGGCGGACACGCCGUACGAGUUUGCCCUGCUGGCGGCGAUGUUGCCGGCGGGGUCGUCAUCCUCCGCCGCGGGCCCUGGCCCGGGGGCCGGGGCGUGUCCCAUCGAUCGGGAAGUUCGCGCCAUGGCGGCGGCGGCGGCGGCGGCGGCGGCGGCCCAGCCGGCCGAGGCCCCCAGCCGUGGCAAGGUCACUGCUCUGCUUCAGCCGGCCCUGCUGGUGGUGCCCGUGUAUGAGGAUGACUACCUGGUCGGGGUGCUGCGACAGGCGGCCAGCCAAUUGCACAUCACCCUGGCGCAGCUGUCCCUGGACGGGGCCGAGCCCGGGACCGUCGGCGGCGGCGGCGGCGGCCAAGCGACCGCCCCCGGCCUGCUGGGGCCUUUCCACGCGCGACUGGCCCUGGACCACGCGCAGCGGGCCAACGAGUGGGCCGGCCGGCCGGCCGGCGGCAAGGCCGUCAAUCGCGACUUGCGAGUGGUCAGCCUGCGGGAUGUUCUCAAGUCCGCGGGGCCGAUGGCCGAUGACAUGGGUCCCGAGGCAGCGGCUGCCGCCGGAGGGGGGGCCGCCUGCUCCUCGGCAGACGGCAGCCCCGGGCCCGGGCCGCUGGCGGCGGAGUCCAGUCCGGCCGGCGCACCGAUGGUCAAGAAGCGGUCCUUCCUCGGGGGCUUCCUCGGGACGGCCAUCGGCGGGUUAAGCUCGGCCGUGGCCAGCAUGGCCGGCGUGUCGGCCGGCAAGAUGUCCCUCCACGCGCGGGUCAGCGUCUGGUGCAAGUGGGCCAUGCGCGAUCUGGCCGACGGGGUGUAUGGCUCGGUGUCCAAGAGCCUGCUGGUGUGAGCAGCGCGCGCGCGCGCGCGUGCGUGC